GGCGCUCACUCAUUCUUACUGGGAUAAAGAGGAGAUCGUUACUCGAGAAUAUUUACUUGACCUAGAAGAAAUUUACCUAAGUUUCACGAAAUAUACAGUAUAUCCAUUUUCCUCCGCGUGAACAAAAACUCUUGUUAGGCAUAUUAUCGCAAAGGUAGUCCACUCAUCGGGUUUCUCAAACUGCCUUGAGGAUCACGUGCAUCCGAAGUGCCUGCGUGUUUAAAGUCCAGCCACUCGCACACCUCCAGAACUACUGACUCAUUGGGAGUUGAAAAUCUGGUAACUGCUGGACCCGAGCCGUCAGUGCUUCCUGUUGUGUCCCCAGGUUAGUUUGGCACUAUGGGGAUACAAGGAUUGCUACAGUUCAUCAAAGAAGCUUCUGAACCUGUCCAUGUGCGGAAGUAUAAAGGGCAGGUAGUAGCUGUGGAUACCUAUUGCUGGCUUCACAAAGGAGCUAUUGCAUGUGCUGAGAAGCUAGCCAAAGGUGAACCUACUGAUAGGUACGUAGGAUUUUGUAUGAAAUUUGUAAAUAUGCUACUAUGUCAUGGGAUCAAGCCUAUUCUUAUAUUUGAUGGAUGUACUUUACCUUCUAAAAAGGAAGUGGAGAGGACUAGAAGAGAAAGGCGACAAGCCAAUCUUCUCAAGGGAAAGCAGCUUCUUCGUGAGGGGAAAGUGUCAGAAGCCCGGGAAUGUUUCACCCGUGCCAUCAAUAUCACACACUCUAUGGCCCACAAAGUAAUCAAAGCUGCCCGGUCUCAGGGAGUUGACUGCCUGGUGGCUCCCUAUGAAGCAGAUGCUCAGUUGGCCUAUCUUAACAAAGCUGGAAUUGUACAAGCUGUCAUUACAGAAGACUCUGAUCUUUUAGCAUUUGGCUGUAAGAAGGUGAUUUUGAAAAUGGACCAGUUUGGAAAUGGCCUAGAGAUUGAUCAGGCUCGGCUAGGAAUGUGCAGACAACUUGGAGAUAUAUUCACUGAAGAGAAAUUCCGUUACAUGUGUAUUCUUUCAGGCUGUGACUACCUCUCAUCUCUGCGUGGAAUUGGAUUGACAAAGGCAUGCAAAGUACUAAGACUGGCUAAUAAUCCAGAUAUUGUAAAGGUUAUCAAGAAAAUUGGCCACUAUCUCAAGAUGAAUAUAACAGUACCAGAGGACUACAUUGAAGGAUUUAUUCGAGCCAACAAUACUUUCCUUUAUCAGCUAGUUUUUGAUCCUGUCCAAAGGAAACUUGUCCCUCUGAAUGCCUAUGAAGAUGACAUUGAUCCCAAAACACUAACUUAUGCUGGGAAGUAUGUGGAUGAUUGUAUAGCUCUUCAAAUAGCACUUGGAAAUAAAGAUGUAAAUACUUUUGAACAGAUUGAUGACUACAAUCCAGACAUUACUACGGCUUCCCAUUGCAGAAGUAAUAGUUGGGAUGAGAAAGCAUGUCCAAAGUUACCUGCUGGCAAUAGCAUUUGGCAUAGGAAUUAUUGCCCUAGACUUGAGCCAAGUAAUACUUCAGAUGCUACGCAGUUGAAAGAAAAGCCAAGUACCUUGGGAAUUAAACAAGUGAUUAGUACCAAAGGAUUAAAUCUACCAAGGAAGUCAUCUAUAGUGAAAAGACCACGAAGUGAAGAGCUGUCAGAAGAUGAUCUGUUGAACCAGUAUUCUCUUUCAUUUAUAAAGAAGAAGAAAAGUAGUUGUGGAAAUAAUAAAUUAUUGAACUCUUCUAAAAUGCUUGUGCCUGAACUGGGAGAUGGAACCACUCUAAUGGAAAGCUUAAGCACACCACCUAAGACAAGGAACAAAUUUGCAACAUUUUUACAAAGAAAAAAUGAAGAAAGUGGUGCAGUUGUAGUUCCAGGGACUAGAAGCAGGUUUUUCUGCAAUUCUAUGGAUUCUGCUGCUUUUGCAUCAAAGACAGUCAACACUCAGUCUAUAAAUGACACCGCUGUCACCAAUAAUGCUGCUAAUCUUGGUGAUUCAGACUGUCCAGACCUAGAAGACGAGAAGUUGGUUGACACAAAUGUCACGCAUAAUUUAAGUGACCAGAUUUCUGAUGAUGUGACUAUGUUUGUCCAUGAAGAGUCUCAGUCUACCCAAACCAGCAAAUUCAUGAGGACCAUUUCACCACCCACUCUGGGAAGACUAAGAAGUUGUUUUAGUUGGUCUGGAAGUCUUGGAGAGUUUUCAAGAUCUCCAGGCCCCUCUGCAGGCACAGCAUUGCAGCAAUCUCAAAGGAAGAGUGAUUCCCCUCCGUGCCUGCCUGAGAACAGUGCCACGUCUGUUCUAUCUCAGCCAAAGAGUAAUGAGUCAGGUGAUGAGCCUCAGCCUUCCCAGGAAACAGCCUGGUCUUCACAGUCCCAGGAAAGCACAAUGUCAUCCCUACAUAGUGUAAAUGCAUCAAAUCUUUCUCAGCCUUCUAGUAAGGAUUCUGAUUCAGAGGAAUCUGAUUAUAAUAUUCAGUCACUGGAUAGUCAAGGUAACCAGACCUUCAAGCAACAUUUAUCUCAUUUUUCAAAGAAGGAUAUACCUCUAAGGAAGAAGGUUCCUUGGCUACAUAAGUCCAGUUCUGUGGACUGUCUUUCUGCAACCAAGAUCAAGCCUCUAGUACCAGCCCGAGUCAGUGGACUGAGCAAGAAGCCAGCAAGCAUCCAGAAGAGAAACCAUCAUAACUCCGAGAACAAGCCAGGAUUGCAGAUAAAAAUCAGCGAACUCUGGAAAAAUUUUGGAUUUAAAAAAGACUCUGAAAAGCUUCCUUCUUCUAAGAAGCCCCUGUCUCCAGUCAGGGAUAACAUACAACUCACUCCAGAAGCAGAAGAGGAUAUAUUUAACAAACCUGAAUGUGCACAUGUUCAGAGAGCAAUAUUCCAAUAGUGUGGCUGCUAGGCCUCUGGUGCCUACCUGAAAAUCAUCUGUUUGAAUUCCCUACCUGAAAAUGGGGCACUUGCCAGUCUAGAAGAUUUACUCUUAGAUCAAUUUCAAUUUUA
Messenger RNA from Perognathus longimembris pacificus (Pacific pocket mouse), 2963 nucleotides. RefSeq names its product exonuclease 1 (gene Exo1). Gene Ontology annotation, cellular component: nucleus. The transcript has 14 exons. Gene Ontology annotation, molecular function: metal ion binding; 5'-3' DNA exonuclease activity; 5'-flap endonuclease activity. The record is from RefSeq and is a predicted model, not a curated record. The coding region runs from base 340 to 2850 and encodes 836 amino acids. Gene Ontology annotation, biological process: mismatch repair; DNA recombination. Lineage: Eukaryota; Metazoa; Chordata; Mammalia; Rodentia; Heteromyidae.